Messenger RNA from Leptopilina boulardi, 1944 nucleotides. Its product is annotated as ATPase WRNIP1-like. The record is from RefSeq and is a predicted model, not a curated record. The coding region runs from base 301 to 1896 and encodes 531 amino acids. Gene Ontology annotation, biological process: DNA-templated DNA replication; DNA repair; regulation of DNA repair. Gene Ontology annotation, molecular function: ATP hydrolysis activity; enzyme activator activity; DNA binding. NCBI's taxonomy places the organism in Eukaryota, Metazoa, Arthropoda, Insecta, Hymenoptera, Figitidae. Gene Ontology annotation, cellular component: nucleus. The transcript has 6 exons.
UGCCAGUAACAGUAAAAAAUUAAGGUUACUCGCGUCAAUAUUUGACUUUAACCAUUUAUCAUUAAAAAAAAAUUAUAGAUAAAUGUGGAUAUUAGAAAAAAUAGGUCUAUUUGGUUGUUUCUCAGAGAUGUAUGAAUUAAAAAAAUUAUCUUCCGCUUAACUUUCCAGAAGAAAUAAAGAUAUUUGUCCCUUAAUCUUUGAUUUCGUCUUUUCAAAAGGAGGUUUUCGCUGAUGGUGUAGACAUACUCUUACACGAAACAAAUUAAAAUUUGAAAUGCUCAUAUAGAAUUAAAAUAAAAUAUGGAAAAAAUCGAGUGUCCAGUUUGCUCAAAAGAAUUUCCUCUACUGGUUAUUGAAGAACAUGUCAGUCGAUGCUUGUUCUUGAGUGAACCAUCACAAGUAUUACAAGAAAGCCACGGUGUGCAAAAAAGACCGGCUUCUAAAGAGAAAAACAACAGCCCUGUUUUAAAAAAAUCUAAAUCAGAGUACAAAAAAUGUGGAAAUUUGCAGAAUAAGUUUUCAUCUUCUAAUCCUUCUAAUUCGGAAAAUAAUGUUGAAGAAAUAAGUAUUAACAUGAACAGUAAGAAUGAAGGUCAUCACCAUCAGAAAGAUGUUGCAGGUAGUAAGGCACAUCUUCCACUUGCUGAAAGAAUGAGGCCUUCGUCUCUUACAACUUACGUUGGACAGGAACAUAUUCUUGGACCACAGUGUCUAUUACAUCAAUUACUAAACAAAGCAGAAAUACCUAACAUUAUUCUUUGGGGUCCACCAGGAUGCGGAAAGACUUCUUUGGCAAAUGUCAUUGCUGGAAUAUGUAGGAAUGAAAAACAAAAACUUCGCUAUGUUAAGCUGUCUGCUGCUUCUUCAGGCGUGAAUGAUGUUAAGGAAGCAGUUAGUCUCGCUGCUAAUGAGUUAAGGUUUGGUCGACGAACAGUCAUGUUUAUGGAUGAGAUUCAUCGAUUCAAUAAAUUGCAACAAGAUAUAUUUUUACCUCACGUAGAGUCUGGUAAAAUAACUUUAAUAGGUGCAACUACUGAAAAUCCAUCUUUCAGUUUAAAUUCCGCUCUUCUUAGCCGCUGUCGUGUAAUUGUUUUGGAAAAAUUGUCAACUCAAAAUGUAGUAGUUAUUUUGAAAAAUGCUGUAAAAUUCUUAAAAGGCCAUGAUACUUCACACGAGGGGGUCAAUUCUGAGUUUCUCAUAGAUUAUGCGACCUUGGAGUGGCUGGCAGAAACAUGCGACGGAGAUGCUAGAAUAGCUCUUGGUGGAUUAGAAUUAGCUAUUCAAUCAAAGGUUUCUGGUGAAAACGAAAGUCUCAGUACAAGCCAAUGUGUAAUAACGUUAAAUGAUGUAAAAGAAAGUCUUAAGAAAACACAUAUGCUCUAUGAUCGAAAAGGUGAUCAACACUAUGAUAUUAUUUCUGCUUUACACAAAUCGUUACGAGCAAGCGACGAAAACGCCUCUAUAUACUGGUUGGCUCGAAUGAUGUCUGGCGGGGAAGAUCCAGUUUAUAUUGCUAGAAGAUUAGUGCGAUUUGCGAGUGAAGACAUCGGGUUGGAAGAUACAAAUGCAUUGAGUGUUGCAGUGAAUACUAUGCAUGCUUGUAAAAUGAUUGGCAUGCCUGAAUGUGAUGUCUUACUGGCACAGUGUGUUGUUUAUUUGGCUAGAGCACCAAAGUCCAGAUUAAUGGAAGAUGUUCUUAGAGCAGCUCAAAAAAUUAUUGCAGAACAUAAAGGUCCACAACCUUCUGUACCUUUAGUUUUGCGAAAUGCUCCAACCAGGCUAAUGGAAAAAUUAGGACAUGGAGCAGGUUAUAAUAUGCAGCACAAGGAUUAUUCUGGUUUAACUUACCUUCCUGAAGGUUUAGAGCAUAUUAACUUUUUCAACAUAAAGCCGUAAACAUCUUGAUCGUGUAUUAAGAAUAUAAAAUAUUUUUUGUAUUUGUUA